GUUUGUCAAAGGAAACAUAAAGAAGACACUUUGACGACCAGUUAAUGACAUAUUUAGUAAGUGCGCAAAGCAAGAGGGAAUCCAGGGCUCAUUCGGAAGACUUUUGUUAACGUGGUUGAAAACUGAACUUAACGUUGGACUAGCAGACACAUGCAUUUUAUUAUAAAUAGACUGGAACCGUGGCGAAAUUUUCUUUUUCAAAAGUGACACAUAGGCCUUGUGAUGUGCUGACACUGGAGCCGGACUCAUCUGAGGCAUACAAGUAUCUGGAUUAGUUUAUUGAAUCAUUUUUGGUAAGGAUCCGAGCCACUUCCGUGACCACCAGGAUGUCAGCAGGGAUGCGGUCUGGAUCGCUAGACGCUUCUGCCGCUUAUACCAAGAAAGGACGUCGUUUCUCCUGUCCCCCUACACUAGUCGAAAAUGCUGUUAUGAUAAAAAGAGCACCAUUUACACAAACAGCCUUCGAUGAGAUUCAUCUUAAAGCUGAAGAUCAUGAGAAAAAGACUUUUGCGGAAAAACUGCGGUCAAAAUGUACUUGUUCCCGACAGAAAGUGUUCAAGUUUUUCUCCGCCUAUCUUCCCAUCAUUAAGGUGAUGCGGUACUAUAACAUCAAAGAUUAUUUAGUGACAGAUAUCCUGGCAGGUGUAACGAUUGGAAUAUUGCAUAUUCCACAAGCUUUGGCAUUCGGCUUGCUUACCUCUGUUAAAAUAGAAAAUGGGUUAUACACAUCAGUUUGGCCAGUAAUCUUGUACGUUUUGUUCGGAACCUCUGCUCACGUCUCCAUGGGAACCAGCGCUGUUAUCUGUAUCGUUACGGCCGCUGUAGUGGAUCGUCAAGCGGACGUUUUCAAGGAAGCAAAUCCUCAUCUCAUGGCAAAUGUGACUGGUAACCAGACCUUUAUAUGGGAAGACAUUCCUGAAUUCAUGGAUUUCAAAGAAGAAACUGCAAUGGGAAUUGCCUUUUUCACAGGAGUAAUUCUCAUGGUGAUGGGAUUUUUGAAACUCGGGUUCAUUACUGCCUAUCUAUCGGAUUCUUUCUUCAGUGCAUUUACUUCAGGUGCGGGUGUUCACAUUGCAACUAGUCAGAUUCCUGCGAUCCUCGGCUUAAAAGUUCCACGAUUCAGUGGCGUCUUCAAAAUCAUCAAGACGUAUACAGCGAUAUUUGAGGCAAUAACCGCCGCGAAUGUAGCUGCAUUGAUAAUAGCUUUGUUAGCAAUGAUUGCUAUUUUGUUCGUAAAGGAUUAUCUCAACGAAAAAUUGAAAGGAAAAAUACCGAUACCGAUACCAAUUGAGCUCCUUGUUGUAAUUGUUGCAACAGUUGUUUCUUAUGUUGCAAAACUCGCCGAGAAUUUCAACGUAGAUGUCGUGAGCAGCAUUCCGAAUACUAUCCCACCACCAGUAAUGCCAAGUUUUGAUGGAGUUGAAACGUAUAUCGUCGACUGUUUUGUUUUGGCUAUUUUAAUAUUUGCCAAUACCAUUGCCAUGGCCAAGAUCUGUGCAAAGAGACAUAACUAUGAAGUGGAUGAUAGUCAAGAACUUAUCGCCUACGGAAUGUGUAAUUUCGCUUCAUCAUUCCUCCGCUGUUUUCCAUCAGCAGUAGCUCCACCGAGAUCAAUGGUUGCCAGCGCAAUGAACACGAAGACAACAAUAUGCGGCGUCUUUUCGACGGCUCUGAUAAUACUCCUGAUUCUAGUCAUGAGCACACUGUUCGAGCCACUGCCUAAAUCAGCUCUUGCAGCCAUCAUUUUUAUCUCUUUGAAAGGACUUUUUAUACAACUGAAGGACUGUGUGAAAUUCUGGCAUGUCAACAAAAUCGAUUUCGUUAUCUGGUUCUUUACCUUAUUCAGUGUUGUCUUCCUCGACAUCGAUUUUGGACUAGGCAUUGGAGUUGUUGUGUCACUAAUUACUGUGGUAUUCCAAGCUCAGUUUGCAAGAGGCUAUCGCCUUGGAAGAACCAUGAAGGAUGUCACCGUCGUUGAGCAUAAACGAUACACAGACUCCAUUGAAGUAUCUGGCAUUAAGGUGUACAGAUUCCACUCAAACUUGUUUUUUGCUAAUACAGAAAUCUUCCGAAUGGCUUUAUAUAGGGCUACAGUUAAUCCACGCAAGAUUUUGAAAUUCAUUAAAAAGCAAGAAAGGAUUAAAGCGAAAGAAGAAAAGUCACGAAAGAAUCCUGUUGACGGAGAAAGCUACAUGUAUAAGCCAGAAAUAAGUAUAGACAUUCCAGGUAUAACUGUAAAUGAUGAUAAUGCUAAAACCAAUGGUACAGCAACUGGCCCUUCCACCGUUACCAACGGAAAAGAUUUUAUGCGACUUGAAAGUACUUCAUCGGUUGCUUCGAAUGGAUCACGUAAAGGCUCACUUGUCGGAAUAGAUAACCCGGUGUACACGAACAAAGAAGACCAGUUAAAUACUCUUGACAUCCCACUUGAGUAUAAUCUGUACCGCAGAAACAUGAGUAUCGCGACAAUUACAACAAUCGGCUCGCUAGAUGAAUCGAUUGACCCGGAAGAUGGACAGGAAGUUGUUACUGAUGAGAAAAUUCGGCGCUUGCGCAGAAUACAUCAUGUUAUCAUCGAUUUUUCAACAGUGAAUUACAUGGACAUUUCCGGUGCCAACGUUAUAUCUCAUAUUUUCAAAGAAUAUGCGCACGUUAAUAUCAAAGUCUUUCUUGCAAACGUAUCGUAUGACGUUCGGCAAACCAUGCAUUUUGCUGGUGUAUUUGACACAAUUCCAAAAGACAAUAUAUUUGUUGACAUUCUUGAUGCAAUAGCAGUUGCAAAACUUGAAAUGGUCGUACCUAUCCCAGAGGAAGGCCUCGAAGACUUCACUAUAGAGGAAGCAGCUGAAGAUAAAUAUGUCACAAACCUCGGAUAAACGGAAAAGAAUUGUAUUGGUGAUAUUUAUCCUUGUAUAUUGUGUAUAAACUGUAAAUAACCAGUAUCUCUAUAGAACAAAUCUACUCAAGGUAUUAUAGUAUGCAUUUUUGUACUACCAGAAAAACCUUUGUAUUUUUGUAAAGUGUUUUUUUCUCUGUAAUGUCGGGUUUUAGCACAUUCGUUUUUUCUCUCCUUAACAUGCUUUUCUGCACUGUCUUUUUAAUUUAUACGUCGAUUAUUUUGAUUGAGGCACUUUAAUUGCAUUACAUUUAAUGUUUGUUUCUUUCUGUUUUAUAGAGUAGCUAGAACCUUGAAAAAUGAAUAACUAAAUAAACGUAUUUGAUAACGGAAAUUUUUAUAUCAUUUUCUGCAAAUUUAUGAUACUAUGUAGCAGCAUUUAUAUAGAUUAUAAUAGUUAUAUUUAAUCCAGUAAUUCACGGAUGUGUCUUCGAAGAAUAUGUAAAAAAGGGUGCUGUUGGUACAAUUUUAUUACUACUUUUAACUACCUUUAUUUAAUGAACAUUUUACUUUACUGACGUAAGAUUUCUGUAAGUAUAGAUGAAACACAAUAUUUUAAAAUUAUCCCAUUGCGUUAUAUUCCAAUAAUAGUGUUUGCACGUUUAUGAUCAUUUUACCAUUGUUUGUAAGUAUUGUAUAUAAAAAUAUAAAAGUGAGAGCACUUUCACUAUCAUGACAUUUUCAUUGUCGUACUAUUGCCAGGUAUUGAUUGUCAACAAAACCAAAUUGUCGAGUUUUCACAAUAUACAAUGUAUCGUUUGUCAAAAUAUAUCAUUUUAAAUAGUAUGUAAGCAUACAUUCAAAAUAUACAGUUAACGAAAAAUGGUAUACUAUGAACAUAAUGACUGAAACGACUUUUUGAUAGUGAGACUAUGUUCUGAAAUGCAUUUAAUUUGAUGUUCAUUGUAGACUUUUGUUUUGAUAACUAUGUAAAUACAAACUGAUCAAAAGAAGUUAAACAGGGAUCAGAGAUCGUCUCUGAACGACACUUGUAUUUCAAGUCAGUCUCCAUUAGCUGUUUUUUUUUUUGCUAUUUUUUUGAUAUCAAAGAACAUUAUAUUGGUUUCAAUGACUAAAAUGUCUCAUUAUUUAAUCAUUAAAGUUAAAUCUUUCUUGAAAUUUAUUUGAUUAUUUAAAGUCAUUUUCUAUACUAUAAAUAUAAAAAGAUAGAAGGACCACAAGUCAAACACCGGAAAAAGUUUAACUAUUUAUUUAUUUAGACCGACCGGUUUCGAAGUAUUCUACUUUUUCAUUUUCUAGUAAAAAGGGUGAUAAUCUUUA
Mercenaria mercenaria is the source of this 4177-nucleotide messenger RNA. Its product is annotated as prestin-like. NCBI's taxonomy places the organism in Eukaryota, Metazoa, Mollusca, Bivalvia, Venerida, Veneridae. The transcript is spliced from 2 exons. The record is from RefSeq and is a predicted model, not a curated record. Gene Ontology annotation, cellular component: membrane. The coding region runs from base 327 to 2876 and encodes 849 amino acids. Gene Ontology annotation, biological process: transmembrane transport. Gene Ontology annotation, molecular function: sulfate transmembrane transporter activity; bicarbonate transmembrane transporter activity; oxalate transmembrane transporter activity.